AUGGAUAUAAUGCAAAAUGCAGAUAUUAAAAUUACUGAAGAAAAUCUUGCACCUUGCAAACAUACUCGUGAUAAUGAAGAUAAUAUUCUUGCUAAACAAGAUAUUGAAAGUACACAUCCUCAUUAA
This is a messenger RNA of Scutellospora calospora, 126 nucleotides long. The record is from the annotation of a GenBank genome assembly. Lineage: Eukaryota; Fungi; Glomeromycota; Glomeromycetes; Diversisporales; Gigasporaceae.